CAUCACUCCACUAUAUUGCAAGUCAUUCAUUUAUCGACGUCUCGUCACUGCGGUCGAACCUCUCGGCCCACGUUUUCACAGGGAUUCCUUCGUUCCUUCCCAGAUAAGGGAACCUGUGCUGGACUCUAGUCCGGUUGGCAAGAAGCGUCGUGCAGCACCCUGGGUCCGCCUCGAUCCACCUGGCAGAACCCUUUUCUCUAUCAGUCGUACUGACAGUACCGUUGAAAUUCCUCAUUUCGACGCGUAGGUGGAAUCUCUUAAAGCGACGCGUGUCGUAUAACGAGGAGGAUAAGGAGUAGCGUAUAAGGAGGAUAUCAUGGCGGCCGAUGCGGUGGCGGAGGCGGUGAGCGGGCUGUGGCCGCUGAACGAGGGCUCGCGACAGAAGAUCGUCGAUCGCAUCAGCACGAACCUCGUCAGCAUAUGCUUCUCCAAGGACAAGUCCCAGCGCGUAGACGACAGUGUGGCGCGCAGCCUGGCAGUGAGGAUCGAGUCGGAGGCCUUCGCGGCGACGCAGGAGCGCGCUAAGGAAGGGGGUGGAGCGGCGGUGAAGGGCAGCGCGCUGGUGAUGAUCUACGCGCGGCACGCGAGCGAGCUGAUGGUGGACGCGUUCAAGAAGGAGAGGAGCAAGGGGGGGGCUGGGGAGGAGGCGGUUACUGAGUUUGACAUCUCCGGAGGCAAGCGGGAAGCGCUGAGCAAGGAAGAUGCGGAGAAGCUUCUCGCGCCCUUGCUAAGACCCAACAACGGCUGCAAGAAGGUGAAACUGAGCAGCAAGGCUUUUACGCUGGAGGCUGCUGAGGUGGCGCACCAGGCGCUGACCAAUGCGAGGGACACGCUGACUCAUGCUGACCUCAGCGACAUCAUUGCCAGCCUUCCUGAGGAGGAGGCCCUUCAGGUGAUUACAAAGGUCACAUCAGCGCUGGAGGGGUGCAAGCUGGAGUCCCUCAACCUCUCUGACAAUGCGUUUGGGGAGAAGGGCGUUCGCGCUGCUGCCAUCGCGCUCACCUCCCAGCCCUCCCUCCGUCACCUCUACUUCUGCAACAACGGCAUCUCCAAGGAGGCAGCGGCGGCCAUCAAGGAACUCCUGCCGGCCCAGGCAGUGGCUUCCCUGGAGACCCUCCACUUCUUCAACAACAUGUCGGGUGAUGCUGGCGCCGCUAUCCUCGCAGACGUGGUCAGGGACGCUGGUGGGCUCAAGGACUUCCGAUUCGCGUCCACUCGAGUGGGGACAGAUGGCGGCAGGGCAUUGGCCGACGCCAUUGCUGCAAACUCCACGCUAGAGCGCCUGGACCUGAGGGACAACAUGUUUGGGGAGGAGGGCGGCGCUGCUCUGGCGUCGGCUCUCAAGCACCACCCCAACCUGAAGCAGCUGAUGCUGGGAGACACGGCCCUAGGGGACGACGGCGUGGCGGACCUCCUGGAAAGCCUUGCACAGUCGACACCAGCGCUCGAGGUGCUGGAGCUGGGCGGCAACGACUUGUCUGAGGAGGGCGCAGGGCGGAUUGCAGAGUGCCUGAAGCCGUUCAGAGCGCUGAAAAAGCUGGUGCUGUGCGACAACGAGCUGGGGGAUGAAGGGGUGGCGACCAUUGCUGCCAUUAUCCCCGACAAUCUAAUAUCCCUUGAAGAGGUGGACCUCUCCACCAAUGAUUUCGGCCGAAAGGGUGCUGAAGCAGCGGCUCGGGCAGUCAAAGAUUUGGAGGGCUUCAAGCUUCUCACCAUCAACGGCAACCACAUCUCAGCAGAUGGCAUCCGGGCAGUUAAAGAAAUUUUGGGAAUUCCCGUCGAGGAUGGGGAGGAGGGUGAUGGUGGGAAGGGCGUUUUAGGGCUGUUGGAUGAGAAUGAUGACGAGGGGGAGGAUGAAAAUUAGAUAGGGAUUGGUGUUUCAUUAAACAACACUACCUAUGUCAGGCAUUCUCUUCAAUUACAGUGCUUGUACUGAGCUUCAAUUAAGCUUUAUUGAAAAA
Messenger RNA from Closterium sp. NIES-67, 1961 nucleotides. NCBI's taxonomy places the organism in Eukaryota, Viridiplantae, Streptophyta, Zygnematophyceae, Desmidiales, Closteriaceae. The record is from the annotation of a GenBank genome assembly.